GUCUCCCUCUUCUCUCCAAGAAAAGAGGACUUUGUCUCUCCAGCAAUUUCAUAUUCGCAGACGACACGACAAAGAAAAAGGGGCUUGCUGUUCAUCAGGUCCGUCCAAUCUAUCAUCCCUCCGUUGAAAAGGAGAAGGAAAAGAAAACACACAAGCCUAUUGGACUAUCACAAGAGCCUUGCUGGGUUGUGACUACCCUUUUGUAAUUUCUACUCGGGCUGUCAAAUGGAUUUUCUAUGUUGACAGCCCGAUAUUCUCUCCGGGAAAUAACUGUCCAACGCCAUCCUCGAAAGAGAAAAGAGAUAAUUAUAUUUUAGAAACUCGCUAGUCUUGAAACACUUGCAUUGCUGUAUAUCUAGGAUUUUGUGGAAGAAGUAUAUGAAAGUUAGUUGCGCAAGGGUAUGAUGGGUUCCUUGUCCGGAAUCCUUCAAAGGCCUAUAAUUGCUGCUUCUGCAGUUGCCAUAGCUUCUGUUUCUGCUGACCUCCGCGAUAAACUGUGGCCUUUCAAACAUUCAGAGACUUGUCUCUCAUCAGAACAGCCAAGUUCUUUACACCAUGCAGCAGCACUUGAAGGAAAAAAGAAAUCAUGGGUGCAUCGGAUGUCAGGCUCUGAUUUGGCUAAAUUUUCUUUUGUCACUAGAAUACGAGUACCAGUGCCUCACAUACAACCCCAGAUGUUUACCUCCACACAAACUUCAUUUACAAGCCAUUCCACCUUUCCAGUGUCUUCUCAUGUGUUUCUCAAUUCGUAUCAGUCAGCAGCAUUGGACAAAUUUGUGAAUCCAGCCACAUGUAUGCAUAAUGUUCUUCUCUCACCUCCACCAGAGGGAUUAUACAUAUGGCAUUUGCCCAAGCCAAUCUCUCUUGAUACAUCCGACUGCCCGCCAUCAAAGUCAAGGACAUUGGUUAUAUUAUUAGGAUGGUUAGGGGCAAAGCAGAGACAUCUGAAGAGAUAUGCUGAGUGGUAUAACUCCAGAGGCUUCCAUGUCAUCACUUUCACUUUUCCACUGGCUGAGAUUCUCAGCUAUCAGGUUGGGGGGAAAACCGAGAAGGACAUUGAAUUGCUUGUGAAUCAUCUUGCUGAUUGGUUGGAAGGAGAGAAUGAAAAAAAUGUGGUCUUUCACACUUUCAGCAACACUGGGUGGUUAACUUAUGGUGUCAUUUUGGAGAAGUUGCAGGAACAACAUCCCACUCUCAAGGAAAGGAUAAAGGGUUGCGUUGUGGAUUCUGCUCCUGUAGCUGCUGCUGAUCCUCAGGUUUGGGCUUCAGGAUUCUCAGCUGCUUUUCUUAAAAAGAGCAGUGUCGCAGCUAAAGGUUUUAUGAACUUAAGUGAGCCACAUUCAAUUGAAGCAAAGACGGUUGUGGAUGUCAAGCCUGCAGCAACUGAAGCAGCAUUGUUAGUAGUGCUGGAGAAGGUAUUUGACUUGGUUUUGAACCUUCCAACAGUAAACAGGCGGCUCUCUGGGGUAAUGAAUCUUCUGGAAUUCCAACAGCCCAACUGCCCGCAGUUGUACAUAUACAGCAGUGCAGACAGGGUUAUCCCUGCAGGGUGCGUGGAGUCUUUUAUUGAGGGGCAACGAAGGACUGGCCGUGAGGUUCGUGCUUGCAACUUCUUAUCUACCCCUCACGUCGAUCAUUUCAGAAAUAAUCCACAAUUAUAUACUUCUGAGCUCUCUCAUUUUUUGGACGGCUUGGCGCUUCCCCCAACUCUGCAACACAACACUAGCCAUUCAACUUGAAUCGCUUUCUUUUAACUCUCACUUAUUCUUUCCGUGAAGAUAAGAAUCAUGCGUGUAACUACCUUAUUCAUUGAUGUAUGUAGAAAGCAAGCAAUUAGGCUGUCAUUUGAAACAAACAGAGAAAAAAUUCCGUCGUAUACUGAUAUAUUCUUCUCCCUUUUUUGACCAAUGAUUCUCUCAAUAAUGGCUUAGAAGUUCUGCUUAAUUUAACCACAU
Cuscuta campestris is the source of this 1955-nucleotide messenger RNA. NCBI's taxonomy places the organism in Eukaryota, Viridiplantae, Streptophyta, Magnoliopsida, Solanales, Convolvulaceae. The record is from the annotation of a GenBank genome assembly.